Dendrobium catenatum is the source of this 1029-nucleotide messenger RNA. Its product is annotated as ubiquitin-conjugating enzyme E2 5. NCBI's taxonomy places the organism in Eukaryota, Viridiplantae, Streptophyta, Magnoliopsida, Asparagales, Orchidaceae. The coding region runs from base 227 to 775 and encodes 182 amino acids. Gene Ontology annotation, molecular function: ubiquitin conjugating enzyme activity. Gene Ontology annotation, biological process: protein polyubiquitination; ubiquitin-dependent protein catabolic process. The record is from RefSeq and is a predicted model, not a curated record. Gene Ontology annotation, cellular component: nucleus. The transcript has 6 exons.
UCUGCCGUCUUCCAUUCAGCUGCCCAAACAAAACUAUUAGUUAUUAAUUUUUAUAGUCUAGCUUUUACCGCUGCCGCCGUCACUCAUUAUCAGCUCCGUUCCCAUCGGGAGCAAAUAUUUUUACUCUCGUCUAAUUCUGCGAGAAUCCAUCUAUAUUCUCCUUCAGCUCCUUUCUUCUGAGUUGCAACCCUGAGAACAGGUCAAGGAGAAACCGAGAAGAACGGCCAUGUCCUCUCCAAGCAAGCGCCGAGAAAUGGAUUUGAUGAAACUGAUGAUGAGUGAUUAUAGGGUUGAGAUGGUUAACGAUGGGAUGCAGGAGUUCUUUGUGGAUUUCCAUGGACCUAAAGAUAGUCUUUACCAAGGAGGAGUGUGGAGAAUCAAGGUUGGGCUACCUGAUGCUUAUCCCUAUAAAUCCCCAUCAAUUGGUUUUGUGAAUAAGAUAUACCAUCCAAAUGUGGAUGAGAUUUCAGGAUCUGUUUGUUUGGAUGUCAUUAACCAGACUUGGAGCCCCAUGUUUGAUCUUGUGAAUGUAUUUGAAGUUUUUCUUCCACAGCUUCUCUUGUAUCCAAAUCCUUCUGAUCCAUUGAAUGGAGAGGCUGCAGCUUUAAUGAUGCGAGAUAAAUCUUCCUAUGAUCAGAGAGUGAAAGAAUACUGCGAAAAAUAUGCAAAACAUGAAGCAGCUGGGGCUCCCCCAGAAGAGGAAUCGAGUGAUGAGAUGUCGGAGGAUGAAUACGAUUCUAGUGAUGAAGCAGUUGUUGGCAAGCCAGAUCUGUAAAAGGGCAUAGGCCUUCCAAAAUCUGUAAAUGGAAUUAUCAGCUUGUCGCUUCAUCAUUGCUUUACAAAACUUGUAAGUGUAAAUAUUUUGUAUUAUGUGUUAUUUUAUGUCUUCUUUACAAGUGUUGGAUGUUUGGGUUCUGAAUAAUGGAUGGAUAUCUGUACAUUUAUGAGUGAGUGCAUGGUAAUUUAUUUGGAAAUGUAGAUGACAGGUCUUUGUUUCACCAUUAAAAAUGCUUUCAGUUGGUAAAGUUA